Hevea brasiliensis (rubber tree) is the source of this 2268-nucleotide messenger RNA. RefSeq names its product protein LEO1 homolog. Gene Ontology annotation, cellular component: Cdc73/Paf1 complex; nucleus. Gene Ontology annotation, biological process: positive regulation of transcription elongation by RNA polymerase II; transcription elongation by RNA polymerase II. The coding region runs from base 238 to 2136 and encodes 632 amino acids. Gene Ontology annotation, molecular function: RNA polymerase II C-terminal domain phosphoserine binding. The transcript has 11 exons. Lineage: Eukaryota; Viridiplantae; Streptophyta; Magnoliopsida; Malpighiales; Euphorbiaceae. The record is from RefSeq and is a predicted model, not a curated record.
AUGGGCUCCCCAAUCCACCGUCGGCAGAACAACGUGGCAUAUAAAUGGGGCUUAAAGCGUAAAAGCUAAGAGCUUAAUACAAAGGAGCGGCUGUUGCAGUGGAUCCUGAUUCAUACACGAAACCCGAGUAGAAGCCCCCUCCGACCGGAGAGCUUCGACGGAGACUGGCCCUCUGAACAGUCUCUUCCAAACCACCGCUAAUCAGACGAAGAGAGGCAGAGAGAGCGGGAGGGGGAGAUGGGGGAGGAGAAGAGACACCAGAUGAUGCAGAAUCUGUUCGGCGAUCAGUCUGAGGAAGAAGAAGAGAUCGAUUCUGAGCAUGAAUCGAAUCCCCACCCUAAUUACGCCUCUGAUGAAGCUGAAGGAGGUCUGAGGAAUGAGGGUGAAGAUGAAGGUGAAGGUGAAGAUGAAGUGGAAGGGCACGGUAAUAUAGAAGUGGAGAGUGAAGAUGAAAUGCAUGAGGUAGAACCUGAUCCAGGAGAAAGUGAGGGUGAAAGAGAACCAAGUUCUGAAGAAGUAGAUGUUGUUGAUGAGAGGGAAGUGAGUGAAGCUAAAGAUGCGGAUAGCGAAGAGAAAGAAGACUAUGGUCACAGAUUGGCAACAAGCAGGAGACGUGAUAUAAUUGAAAGUGGAUCAGAGAGAUCUGAGGAACAACAUUAUGCUGACCACGAGGAUGAGGAGGUUGACCAGGCCAGAAGCCCAAGUAAAUCACCUGAUGGGGAGAAGGAUCACAAUCCCAUUUCACAGUCAGCUGCUGAGAUUCGUGAUGUGUUUGGUGAUUCUGAUGAUGAGGAAGAGGCAGGAUAUGUGGUUAGGAAUGAAAUUGAGCACGAUUCACAUAGGUCUCCAAUGGAAGAGGAAGGUAGCUAUGAAAAGAAUUUAAGACCAGAGGAUAUGCUGAUGGACGAAGAUGCUCGAUAUGAAUCGGAAGAGGACAUUGAGGUUAAAUCUAAAGAGAAACCAGUUGGCCCCCCAUUAGAGAUAGAGAUUCCAUUUCGGCAGCCUCCAGCUGAUCCGACCAAGAUGAAUAUGAUCAAGGUUUCCAAUAUAAUGGGCAUUGACCCAAAUCCAUUUGAUCCUAAGACAUAUGUGGAAGAGAAAACAUUUGUGACAGAUGAAUCUGGAGCCAAAACACGUAUACGCUUGGAAAAUAAUAUUGUCCGGUGGCGGACUGUUAGAAAUCCUGAUGGCAGUAAAUCUGUUGAAAGCAAUGCUCGGUUUGUGAGAUGGUCAGAUGGCAGUUUACAGUUAUUAAUUGGGAAUGAAGUUCUUGAUAUAUCUGUGCAAGAUGAUCAGCAUGACCAAACACAUCUUUUUCUUAGACAUAACAAGUCACUUCUUCAAUCACAAGGAAGAAUACGGAGGAAGAUGCGGUUUAUGCCAUCAUCUUUGACAUCAAAUUCUCACAGGCUGUUGACGGCUCUUGUUGACUCACGGCAUAGAAAGGUUUAUAAAGUUAAGAACUGCAUCACCGACAUUGAUCCUGAGAGAGAAAAAGAGGAAAAAGAAAGGGCUGAAAGUCAAACAAUUAGAGCCAAUGUACUUCUUAAUCGGAAGAGAGAAAAGGUUAGCCGAAAGUAUACACAAACUGUAGAGCGGAGGCGUCAGCUCUCGCCUGGGUUCUUGGAGGGUGCUCUUGAUGAGGAUGAUGAACCGGAUUAUUUUGACUCUCGUCGUUCUCGCCGCCGCUUUGAAGAAGAUCUGGAAGUGGAAGCUCAAGCAGAGAGACGGAUUAUGAAUGCUAAGAAGGGACACAAAGAUAUUCUACGCAAGUCAUCUUUGCCCACUGUUAAAUCAUCAAAGCGCCCUGUAAAUUUCUCUGACAGUGAGAGAGAAGAGUCUGAAUAUGAAAGUGAUGGGGUGGAAUUCGAGAGGUCUCCCACCUGGAAAAGGGCUGAGGAGCCAGAGCAGGAUUAUGAAGAAGAGGAAGAAGAGGAGGAAGAACGCUAUGAAGAAGAGGCAGAAGUGGAUGGAGCAUCAGAAGAGGAAGAGGAGGCUGAGGAGCCAAAGCAAAAGUCCAAGGAGGUUGGAGGCAGUCACAAACGAGCAGGGAUUGAAUCAGAUGAGGAAUCCCCUCCAAGAAAGAUUUCAACCCACCGAAGAAUGGCAGUUGUUUAUGACAGUGAUGAGGAAUGAAUGCUUCCUUGAGUUGAUUUUAGUAAAAUUUUAUAUUUUCGUCCAUGAUUAUUGUUUAUAAUGUUUUGAAAUUUAUAUAUAUUUGUAUUGACUUUUUCAAUAUUAGUCCAUGGAGAUGUUUAAUUGCGACAA